This is a messenger RNA of Trichechus manatus latirostris (Florida manatee), 668 nucleotides long. It is a transcript of the gene ZC2HC1B, whose product is annotated as zinc finger C2HC-type containing 1B. Bases 1 to 666 code for a protein of 221 amino acids. The record is from RefSeq and is a predicted model, not a curated record. The transcript has 7 exons. Lineage: Eukaryota; Metazoa; Chordata; Mammalia; Sirenia; Trichechidae.
AUGACGAUGCAGGAGAUUAAUCAGAAUGGCAAUCAGAAACUAUUUCCCUGUGAAGUCUGUGAAAGACGCUUUGCAGCAGAUGUUCUGGAAAGGCACGGACCAAUAUGUAGAAAACUCUUCAACAAGAAGCGUAAACCUUUCAAUUCCCUGAAGCAAAGAUUACAGGGCACUGACAUCCCUACUGUGAGGAAGGUUCUUCAAUCCAAGUCCCAACCUGUGAAGAAGUCUAACUGGAGACAACAACAUGAAGACUUCAUUAAUGCCAUUCGAUCAGCAAAGCAGUGUACAUUAGCCAUUAAAGAAGGUCGGCCUCUCCCACCUCCACCCCCUCCGUCCAUCAACCCAGAUUAUAUUCAAUGCCCAUAUUGUAUGAGGAGAUUUAAUGAAACAGCAGCCAAUCGACAUAUUAAUUUCUGCAAGAAUCAGCCUUCUCGCCGAGUCUUUGAUCCAGCCCAGACAGCCGCGAAAUUGGCAUCCAGAGCCCAGGGUUGGGCUCAGAUGAGUCCAAGAAAAGAACCAACUGUAACAAGUGCCGUGGGAGCAUUGCUACAAAACAGGGCCUUGGAGGCCACCAGUGUGGUCCCAAACCAGUCAGGAUUAGCAGCAGAUCCUGCCGUUGGAGCAACACUCAGACAAGGAUUUACUAAAUCUCCUAAAAAAGAUUAACU